Messenger RNA from Anneissia japonica, 3030 nucleotides. RefSeq lists its product as uncharacterized. Lineage: Eukaryota; Metazoa; Echinodermata; Crinoidea; Comatulida; Comatulidae. The record is from RefSeq and is a predicted model, not a curated record. The transcript has 7 exons. Bases 276 to 974 code for a protein of 232 amino acids.
CAUUGUGGCGGUCGAUAUAAAAAGAAAAAGACCAUGAUAAGAGGAAUUCAGAUACCAAAAUGUACAGCGUGCCUGAUUCGAAUUACCGCCAUUUUUGUAUUGUGCAUAACGCUAGCAGGUGACGUUGAGUCCAACCCUGGACAGAAAACGAGACAAACAAACAGCGGUAGACAGCGGUGAAGCGGCUCAAACUAAUAGUACGUUGGAUUCCAUUCUUCAACAGAGUUGGUGAUGAGAUCAUAAAGGUUAAUGGUCAGGAAAUUGCUGGGAAGAACAUGGACGGCGUUCUGUCACUAUUCAAGGGUAAUGCGUCUACCAGUAUCUGCAUAGUUAUUAAAUGUAGAAGAGGUACCGGUAAUGAAGAAGAUUGUGUGGAUGGAGCCAACAGUGACGAACGUGGCACAAUUGCAUAUGAUAUGGAAUGCAUGAUUACGCCUACUAUCCGAACAUGUGAGAUGGCAGUUAGUGGUUUCAGUUGCCCAGAUAAAUUAUUGUCAGGCAAGACAGACAGACAACCGAUGUUUAUUUUUGGUAACUUUUACAACGAAGAAGACCAAUGUGAGGAUCAGCUUUUUUUUGAAUGUGAGAACACAAGUGUCGUGGCCAGAAAGGCAGUGGCCAAAGAGGCAGAGGCCAGAAAGAAGCCAACCUUGGUAGUUCAUCAUUAUGUACAUUUUGAGAAGUUUGUUCCAAAAAAAAUAUUGAUUAUAGAGUGUAAUGAUAAGUUUAUAACAGCAAGCGCCGACAAUGAAGUCAAACUAAAAGACGGAGAAAUUAAUAAAUUACUCGACUGCGAUGGGCGUGCGUUCAUUUACCACAAGAAUAUUGGUCCUGAUGACAACAUUAUGUUAGAAUCACUGCAGUAUCGAAAUCGUUAUCUUGGAUUUGAUAGUCCUAAAGUUAAAAUGAUACCUCUUGAAAACUGGGAAUCGGCUACAGCUAAAAAAUGCCGAUUGAAGUUCUCAGAUGAAUAAAAAUGAUGAUCACGCAGUAUGAUAACGCCAAUAGAUCAAACUACCAUGAUGACCUAAUGAUGACGUAAUCAGGACUCAUUGCUAGAUAUACAUUAUGAAAAAGUUUGUCCAUCUUAAUAAGUAAUAUGUCACUUUUUACAUUAGGAAUUAUAUUAAUUUUGGAAUUUUGUGAGUAUCUUGAAACAGCUAAUUAGGACAUGUUAUAUAAUUAACCUCAUCAAGAGUUUGAAAUAGACCUCUGAAAAUCGUUUUUGUAUCAUUAACAUGAUUUUCGCAGUUCUUUAGAAAAUUUAUAGUGAUGUCAAAACGUAUUUCACAUUGGUAUAGGCCUUGUUAUGAAUCAGUAUGUUGAUUAUUAGCUAAGGAUGAUUAUUGGUCACAUUGAUAGAUGAUGAUAAAAUAAUUCGUCGAUUUAAUUAAUAAUCAAAUAAUUUUAAUCAAAAUUAAUUUUAUAUGCUAUAUUAUUUAGUUAAUUUGGGUAAGUUUCUAGAGGUAAACCAGGUCCUGCUAUACUUUAUAAUUUUAAUAAUCAAGUUUUGUCUUUUUUUAAAGGCCUACUCAAAAUUGUUUCUGAAGCAUGAGCAGAUUAUACAGGCCUAUCAGGUGCAGGACCAGUAGGAGGCACGGGGGCACGUUCCCCCUUCCGUUUUGACACUAAUUUUUAAAAUUUCAAUGCAUAUCAGUGUUAUGUGUUACCACUUAUCUAUUCUGAAACUUUUGUGCCCCCACCCCCCGUUAAAAAAAAAUACUGGUCCGCUUCCGCCUACAGAAAAUUUGAAAAUACCUAAUCUUAUCUUCACUCUGAUAUAUGCAUUAUUAUGAAUCAAUGUACAUAUACUAGCUGUUAGCUGUUUUCAUAAAACAGACAAGUACGGUAAUUGAUACAAAAUACUAGCUAAGAUACAAGUUAACCUUAUUGUCAAAUUCAUUGAAAAAAUUGUUGUACUUAUUCUGUGGAAUCAUUUAUAAAUAUAUAUGUGAUAAAUAGUUAAGUAUGUAAUUCGUAGUAAAUUCUUAAUACAUUUUGAUUGGCAUGGAUUUUGAUUAAAUUAAUAAAUUACAGGCUAUAUACAAUGCUGAAUAUCCCAAACGGCUUGUGGACAGUUUUUGUUUUUUUCAAUUUCUAAAUUUGAUUUUAAUAUAGCAUAAAGCUAUUAUAAAGGAUAUCAACAUUUUUAAAGAACUCACCAAUAAAAUCUCCUCACCUUUCGUACUCUUCAAUAUUAUGUUAUGAUAAUAUAAUUGCACCAUUUUGUUCUCCUGUACGCUUUUGUUUAUUUUGUUAUUUUGUGUGCGUCUGUUUGUCUUCUUUUUGUCUAUUUUCCGGAACUAUUGCAUAAUUUGUUGAAAUUUUUCGGGCCACGCUUGCUACAAGUGUCAUGAGAGAAUUCUUUUUUUAUUAUUGAAUUUUCCUUUUAGAGCACUUCCCACUUUCGUUAAUCAAAUCCGUUUAUUCCAAUUUUUGUGGCCUAUUUCGAUCUUUUUUUAAUGUUACAACAUUUUGAUUUCAGUGUUUGAUUGUAAGAUUUGGAAGAAAUAAAUAUAUAUUUGAUUGACUGACUGACUUUUUUUUUAAAUUAUUAAUUUGAAUGAGCUGAAAUGUAACAUUGUUCGUCUUAAGGUCAAUUAUCUUAUGUAACUUUGAUUAAAUAAAUUACAAACUACAGUAUGUACAUUAUUAAGUAUCUCAAAGGGUUUGUGGACAUAUUUGUUGUUUAAGUUUAAAUAUUCAUUGUAAUUUAAAUGAGCUAAAUUGUAAAACAUCGAAAUAACAUAGUUUGAAAAACUACCUUUUUUAAAUCUAUGUUUAACUUUGGAGUAGAGCUGUACCUUCGUCGUAGCGUAGUUUAUAACAUCGAUCACUUUUGUUCUUGAACAAUUUAUUGGCCUCCUGUAUUUUAGCUUAAUGAUAGUUCAAAAGUUUGCCAUGCAACCUCUUUAUCGUUUUAUCCUGUCUACAUAAAUUUGUAAUCAACUUUUUGCAAAUAAUAAUAACAAUAAUACUUUUAUUUGUAAUUCUAAAAUUGAUUUUCAAUUUGUAUUUUUUAAAUUCAAA